Molecule: messenger RNA, 426 nt
Organism: Insectozyma verbasci
Lineage: Eukaryota; Fungi; Ascomycota; Pichiomycetes; Serinales; Debaryomycetaceae
Source: the annotation of a GenBank genome assembly
AUGUCAGAUAAUUCAAUUCAAGAACCAAUUGAUUCCACCAACAGUAUAUUUUCAUUCUUUAAAAAUCAUUAUAUAAUUAUUUUCCUAUGUUUGUUUAUCUUAGGUUUAUUACUUUAUCAUUUCCGUUUUAAAUUAAUUGCACUACAUGAUCGAUAUAGAACAAGAACUCGAUUUUCAAACGGUUUUUAUGAGGAUUUGAAUGAUGGUUUGUCUAGUAUCAAUUUCGAUUUGGAAUCCAAUAUUGAAAAUGAAGAUAUUAGAGAUGGUUUGAAUAUGGAAAAUAAAAAUAAAAUUAAAAAAAUUAUGAAGGAUAAAGGUUUAAAUUUUGAUGAUGCUAGAUUAGAAUUAAUAAGGAAUGAACUACAUGAGAAUGAGAUUGAUGAGGAUGGAGUACCUAAAGAUCCUAAAUUGGUGACAUUUAAGUAA